AUGCCACCGAAGAAAGAGUUCCUAUGCAUUAUGCCCGAUAAGUCUAAUGUCCUGGAGCUCAGAAAGAAGCUAGCUGGAUAUAUCACCAUCCGCUACGGCGCCAUCCUCGAAUCCCACGCUGCAGCACACAAUGAUGUCCAAAUCAAAGGUAGUAUGGUCGUGUAUACCGGCGAGAGCGCAGAAGAGGUCCUUUCCCUUAUUCAGAAAGAUGUUUAUGCUACCAGUGGGGUUUGGGACUUGGAGAAGGUGCAGAUUUGGCCGAGGUCAUUGGAGGGGAUUGGUGUUGAUGUUGGGUGCUAUUUAGUAUGUUCCUGCUGUGAGGCAGCCGGUUAG
Molecule: messenger RNA, 333 nt
Organism: Aspergillus bombycis
Lineage: Eukaryota; Fungi; Ascomycota; Eurotiomycetes; Eurotiales; Aspergillaceae
Exons: 4
Coding region: 1-333 (110 amino acids)
Source: RefSeq, a predicted model, not a curated record